CCUGAACAUGGGAUGAAUCCAAAAAUUCAAGUGUAGCUUAUACCGGUGGCUGUGACUAAUAUCGUGGGAAUGAAAUUUAUCCUGAGGAGCUGUCGCAACCUCCUGCCGCUAGCUCACUAACUACUUCACCUUUCCCCUCCCCCCGACUACUUCACCCCUCACUAUGUCCCAUGCUGACCACACUAGAGAUCCAUGUCCAUGGGUCAUAUUGAAUGACUUUGGAGGCGCAUUUGCGAUGGGUGCUGUCGGUGGUGGUAUAUGGCACGGUAUCAAGGGUGCACGGAACUCCCCUAGGGGCGAACGUUUGGUCGGUGCUAUCUCUACCAUCAAAGCACGCGCACCAGUCACAGGCGGAAACUUUGGUGUCUGGGGAGGCAUGUUCUCCACUUUCGAUUGUGCCGUGAAAGGUUGGCGGCAAAAAGAGGAUGCGUGGAAUGCCAUUAUUUCGGGGUUCAUGACGGGUGGAUGUUUGGCCGCACGAAGUGGCCCAAAAUCAGCACUAGGAUCUGCAAUUGCGUGUGGCAUUCUCUUGGGUGUGUUCGAGGGUGUCGGUGUCCUUCUCUCCCGUGUGUUCAGCGAAGGCACACGACCACAGCUUCCACAACUACCAGACACUAUCCAGCCUCAACCCUCAGGACACUAGCUUCAUACCUGCCUCUUUCCAAUCUAUAUUACAAUAGAUGUCUCCUCCUGCCCUACGGCACCCACUUACCCUCCUCAUUGUAUAUUCGCGCUGCAAUGCAAUGCAUAGUACUAAAUUCA
Molecule: messenger RNA, 762 nt
Organism: Suillus paluster
Lineage: Eukaryota; Fungi; Basidiomycota; Agaricomycetes; Boletales; Suillaceae
Product: mitochondrial import inner membrane translocase subunit Tim17/22
Exons: 5
Coding region: 164-643 (159 amino acids)
Biological process (GO): protein import into mitochondrial matrix
Cellular component (GO): mitochondrial inner membrane; TIM23 mitochondrial import inner membrane translocase complex
Molecular function (GO): transmembrane protein transporter activity
Source: RefSeq, a predicted model, not a curated record